CCACCGAAGCCAUCAGAAAAAAAUUUCUGUCUGAAAAAUGAAAAAAACGAGAAAAAUAAAAAAAUUUAGUUAAAAAGCUUGCAAACAAAAGGGGUUUUUGGGUUGCAGUCUUCAAAGGUGGAAGAAGCUGAAAAAGGCAUUAUCUUAGAAUCUGACAGUAUUAUUAUCCGCUCUUUGUGUGAGGUUUUGGAUACAGCAUCAUGUCUCAAACCAACUGGGAAGCUGAUAAAAUGUUAGAUGUCUACAUCCAUGAUUAUUUAGUGAAGAGGGAUUUAAAGGCAUCUGCUCAGGCCUUUCAAGCUGAGGGGAAAGUAUCAUCUGAUCCUGUUGCUAUUGAUGCUCCGGGUGGUUUUCUAUUCGAAUGGUGGUCGGUUUUUUGGGAUAUAUUCAUUGCUAGGACUAAUGAAAAACACUCAGAGGUUGCUGCAUCUUAUAUUGAGACUCAAUUAAUUAAAGCAAGGGAACAACAACAACAGCAACAGCAGCAACAACAGCAACCCCAACAACCACAGCAUCAACAACAACAACAGCAGCAGCAACAAUUGCAGAUGCAACAGCUGUUAUUGCAGAGGCAUGCUCAACAGCAGCAGCAACAACAGCAGCAGCAGCAGCAGCAACAGCAGCAACAGCAGCAGCAACAGCAACAGCAACCCCAGCAACAGCAACGUAGAGAUGGUGCCCAUCUCUUAAAUGGAACUACAAAUGGGCUUGUUGGAAAUGAUCCUCUUAUGCGGACAAAUCCUGCCACUGCCAAUGCUUUGGCUACAAAGAUGUAUGAGGAGAGGUUAAAAUUGCCAAUUCAGCGGGAUUCUUUGGAUGAUGCAGCAAUGAAGCAAAGAUUUAAUGAGAAUGUGGGCCAGCUUUUGGAUCCAAAUCAUGCCACAAUAUUGAAGUCUGCUGCAGCAGCUGGCCAGCCUUCAGGGCAAGUAUUGCAUGUUUCAGCUGGAGGUAUGUCUCCACAAGUUCAAGCUCGGAAUCAGCAACUACCAGGAUCUACACCGGAUAUAAAGAGUGAGAUGAAUCCAGUGUUGAACCCCAGAGCUGGUGGUCCUGAAGGAUCAUUGAUAGGAAUUCCUGGAUCAAAUCAAGGUGGUAACAAUUUGACCCUGAAAGGAUGGCCGCUCACGGGAUUGGAUCAACUUCGCUCUGGGCUACUUCAGCAGCCAAAAACUUUCAUCCAAGCUGCUCCUCAGCCCUUUCAUCAGCUCCAGAUGCUACCACAACACCAGCAACAGCUUUUGCUUGCACAACAAAGUUUGACAUCCCCUCCCAGUGAUGAAAGCAGAAGGCUGAGAAUGCUUCUGAAUAAUCGGAAUAUGAAUCUUGGGAAGGACGGUCCUUCAAAUUCCAUUGGUGAUGUUCCAAAUGUUGGCUCACCCCUGCAACCCGGUUGCGCUGUUUUGCCUCGUGGAGAUACUGAGAUGCUAAUGAAGUUAAAAAUGGCCCAAAUGCAUCAUCAGCAGCAACAACAACAGCAGCAGCAACAAAACAGUAAUCAACCACAGCAGCAGCAGCAACAGCAGCUUCAGCAGCAUGCGCUCUCAAGUCAGCAAUCUCAGAGUUCAAAUCACAACAUGCAUCAGCAAGAUAAAAUGGGGGGAGCUGGCAGCAUCACUGUGGAUGGUAGCAUGUCAAAUUCUUUUCGAGGAAAUGAUCAGGCUUCAAAAAACCAGACUGGAAGAAAGAGAAAGCAGCCUGUUUCAUCUUCUGGUCCAGCCAAUAGCUCAGGAACUGCAAACACAGCAGGACCCUCCCCAAGCUCAGCACCCUCUACACCGUCAACUCACACACCUGGAGAUGUGAUCUCAAUGCCUGCUUUGCCACACAGUGGUAGCUCUUCAAAGCCGUUGAUGAUGUUCAGCACUGAUGGUACUGGAACUCUUACAUCACCGUCAAAUCAGUUGUGGGAUGAUAAAGAUCUUGAAUUGCAGGCUGAUAUGGAUCGUUUUGUGGAAGAUGGUUCCCUUGACGAUAAUGUUGAGUCUUUUUUAUCCCAUGAUGAUACAGACCCUAGAGAUGCAGUUGGUCGUUGUAUGGAUGUCAGUAAAGGGUUUACAUUUACGGAAGUCAGCUCCGUUCGAGCGAGUGCAAGUAAAGUUAUCUGUUGCCACUUCUCAUCAGAUGGAAAACUGCUUGCUAGUGGUGGCCAUGAUAAAAAGGCAGUAUUGUGGUAUACAGACACUUUAAAGACAAAAACUACACUUGAAGAACAUUCAAUGUUAAUCACUGAUGUCCGUUUCAGUCCGAGCAUGCCGCGUCUUGCAACAUCUUCAUUUGACAAAACCGUCAGGGUUUGGGAUGCUGACAGUACUAGUUACUCGCUACGUACUUUUACUGGACAUUCUGCGUCUGUUAUGUCGUUGGACUUCCACCCGAAUCAAGAGGAUCUCAUCUGCUCUUGUGAUGGAGAUGGUGAGAUACGAUACUGGAAUAUUAAGAACGGUAGCUGUGCAAGGGUAUUCAAGGGUGGUACGGCCCAAAUGAGAUUUCAACCUCGUCAUGGAAGAUAUCUUGCAGCAGCUGCAGAGAACGUUGUAUCGAUACUGGAUGUGGAGACGCAAGCUUGUCGGCAUUCAUUACAGGGACAUACAAAACCAAUUCAUUCUGUUUGCUGGGAUCCUUCUGGUGAGUUCUUGGCAUCUGUAAGUGAGGAUUCUGUCAGAGUUUGGACGCUUGGAUCAGGAAACGAAGGGGAGUGUGUUCAUGAGUUGAGUUGUAAUGGCAACAAGUUCCACUCCUGUGUUUUUCACCCAACAUAUUCAUCAUUGCUGGUCAUCGGUUGUUACCAGUCUCUAGAGCUUUGGAACAUGAGUGAGAACAAGACAAUGACUCUUUCAGCUCAUGAUGGACUAAUAGCUGCCUUGGCUGUAUCAACUGUGUCUGGCUUGGUUGCUUCAGCUAGCCAUGACAAGAUUGUCAAGCUCUGGAAGUGAUUCAACUGUUUUUGUCAUGGUAAAAACUGCCUCUGCAAUUCAGGACUAGAUUCCUUUUCAGUGUUUGAUCAAAAGCUGGUCUAGUAUACAAAUCUAUUUUGGUUGAUCAUUCUGUCCGUUUUGUGUUUUGCCUUUUUGGAUCUCAACUUCAUCUCCUUGUAGUCCUGGAUAUUGACCUUGUAUUGUUGCUGUGUUAUGUCUAUCUUUUUACUCUUUGCUAACAUUGGACUUUCUAGUUACGUUUUUAGAAACGAUUGUGUAAUGAUUUGUACUCUAUAAAAAGGUAUGUGUUUUAGUUCCUGAUA
Vitis riparia (riverbank grape) is the source of this 3238-nucleotide messenger RNA. Its product is annotated as transcriptional corepressor LEUNIG. Gene Ontology annotation, molecular function: protein binding. Gene Ontology annotation, cellular component: nucleus. The coding region runs from base 201 to 2933 and encodes 910 amino acids. The transcript has 19 exons. The record is from RefSeq and is a predicted model, not a curated record. Lineage: Eukaryota; Viridiplantae; Streptophyta; Magnoliopsida; Vitales; Vitaceae.